CUCUCGCCCCGUGUUGUUUCGAAUCAUCGGGCAUCGACGAACGUCGUGGAUUCCCGUUCCUAACUCUCGAUGCCUGUCGGAAACCUAGAAUGCCGGGGAUUUCUCGAAUCGGUCGGUUACGAUUUCCAUUCUUAUAGGAGGGGGAGGUUCGAUGGAUAGUCAAUAAUACGCUGAGUUUGAUGAGAUCAUUUCUCGGGUACAUUGUGCGCAAUGAACAGUGCUUGACAAGCUUAGCUCCUGAAUAGGAACUAUACGCUACACGAAGGCCUAUCUGUUGGGCCUGCUCGGUGAGCUCCGGAUGAAUUGCGCCGCGGUCGAGAUGAGUCUGGUGUUACGAACCGGAUAGUACUGAUGCCCCAUUAUUGGCAACUGACUAUGCUCCUUUUUGGCAUUAGGAAAUGGGAUUAAUUUGCCCUGAUAGUUGGUCCACUGCUAUUGCAUCCCUCCUUCUCUUAACGUGUCCGCUGGUACUGCUUGUCUAGGGUGGGCUUAAGCCCUGGUAUGCUGGUUUCAGGGAAGCAACUGCAUAUUCAGUUCCUUGAAGUAGAAAUUGCUCAUUGCGCACGGUUGUUGUUCAUGUGGUGGAGGGUAGUAAUGCAUGUUGAUGGCCCAUUCUGUGAUCUUCAUUUGGUGAAAACUUUAUUGGAAACAGUUGUUGUGCGUUAAAGAGUAGUUGCGAUGGAUUUUGGCAAUAGAUGCUUCGCCAUUUGAUAUGUCUUCCACAGAGCGUCCUAUCACGGGUGUAAGCUAUUACGGGUAUGGGUAUUCACACGGGAGUAUCUUAAGGAGGAUGGCUAAUUCAUCUGCGGCGUAAGCCAGUAGAGCAAAUUGGACACAUAAGGAGCAAGAUUGAAAGAGUGUGAAAGGGGGUGGGGGUACUAUUUUUGAAGCGUGGCCACGGCUACUAGAGGAAGCAUGAGUAAUAUGCUUGGCUCUCAAAUUUCAUUUACUGAUCAUGAUGCUGCAUCAUCAGAGUUGCUGUCGAGAAGGUCCAACUGUGGAAAAGUAGCUACUGGCUUGGGAGGAAGUGCAUGGACACCCUUAAAUGAGGAUGUGCACGAUCUACUUGAAUGUCCUGUUUGUGUGAAUUUGAUGUACCCUCCCAUUUACCAGUGUCCAAAUGGCCACACUCUAUGUUCAAGCUGCAAGACCAAACUCGAGAACCUAUGUCCAACUUGUCGCCAUGAGCUUGGAGAUAUAAGAUGCUUGGUGCUAGAAAAAGUAGCAGAAUCCCUAGAACUCCCUUGCAGAUUUCAGCUUCUGGGGUGUAGGGGCAUAUUUCCGUACUACGGCAAGCUUAAGCAUGAAAAGAACUGUAAACAUCGUCCCUAUGCUUGCCCUUAUGCUGGAGCCGAUUGUUCUGUUACUGGUGACAUCCCACUUCUUGUCAUGCAUCUUAAGGAUGAUCACAAUGUUGACAUGCAUGAUGGAUGUACCUUUAACCACAGAUACGUCAAAUCCAAUCCACGAGAAGUCGAGAAUGCUACAUGGAUGUUGACUAUCUUCAACUGUUUUGGUCGACAAUUUUGCUUGCACUUCGAGGCUUUUCAGCUUGAGAUGGCUCCUGUUUAUAUGGCCUUUCUACGCUUUAUGGGCAACGAGGAUGAAGCGAAGCAGUUUAGCUACAGCCUUGAAGUCGGGGGGAAUCGCAGAAGGUUGAUAUGGCAAGGCAUCCCGAGGAGCAUUCGAGAUAGCCAUAGGAAAGUCCGAGAUAGUCAGGAUGGUCUAAUAAUCCCAAGAACCUUGGCACUGUCCUUUUCUGGUGGUAAUGGACAGGAACUGAAGCUCAAGGUCGCGGGCCGCAUAUGGAAGAACAGUGAUGUAGAAGGCGGCUAUUGCUCAUGACUUGAAGCUUUCUUUAGCCGGUAAGAGAGGCUCGCGAGUCUUCCACAAGCAGGUACAGGUGCACAAUUGCGAGCGGUUCUACUUAAUUCCACGGGAGAAAAGCUUAGCUUAUUCGUGUCUUGGGUGUGUUAAUGUAUGACGACUGUAACAUGAUUAUUUCGGGCUAAGCAGCUAGCAUUUGAAGAUUAGUAUUCAAACAAAUGGCGUCAAGAAGAAUAGUUCAUUUGGAAUCGAAUCGAUUUCGGGAUUUAGCA
Syzygium oleosum is the source of this 2099-nucleotide messenger RNA. RefSeq names its product putative E3 ubiquitin-protein ligase SINAT1. The record is from RefSeq and is a predicted model, not a curated record. Gene Ontology annotation, molecular function: zinc ion binding; ubiquitin protein ligase activity; protein binding. NCBI's taxonomy places the organism in Eukaryota, Viridiplantae, Streptophyta, Magnoliopsida, Myrtales, Myrtaceae. The transcript has 4 exons. Bases 916 to 1845 code for a protein of 309 amino acids. Gene Ontology annotation, biological process: multicellular organism development; ubiquitin-dependent protein catabolic process. Gene Ontology annotation, cellular component: cytoplasm.